UGGCUCGGAUUGGAUAUGCAAAACAGCUGUUUUAUUGAGGUUAGCGCCAAUAUAAAAUAAUAACCCAAGCUUCAAACAAAGAGAUGAAACCCUUUUAAAUGAAAAUUCUUGCUCUCCUCUAUUUGCAAUUAGCUUGUGUAGAUUCACUCAACCCUGUUUAGAGCGAUGCGUUUCAGGAUGAGAAUAGGAGCUUUCCUGCAGCUGCUUCUAGUAGGUCUGGUGGUUGUGGAGAAAUGCACGGCCAAACAGAAGUCGAAAUCGGUGACUACACUGCUGGAAGCAAAAUGGUCUCGCACUCCAUUGGUUUUAGAGGUUUCCGAGUUCCUAGCUGACGAAAAUCCCGAUCUCUACUGGAGUUUCAUAGACUCGAUAUCGCUGCAAAGUCCUGCGCUAAAUCAAAUAGAGAAUGAAAGAAAAAGGUACAACGUCCUACUGGAGCAUGCUGCCAGACUGUUGUCGCCUUCCCAACUGGCCGUGUUAAAGCUGAGCUUGUCUCUGCACAUUUACUCGCCCAAGGUGCAGAUGUUUCAGCAAAUUUCCACUGAACUUAGCUUGCCUAAGUGCCAGUGUGUAGCUGACGUGGGCGGCCAAUUCAGCUGUGACUUAAAAGAGAUAGAGAAGCUAAUUGAGCAGCCGAGCAACGUCGUUUCGAAUGCCGAGCUUUUCAACGUGGAUACUCAUUAUCCAGGAUCAGAAAAUCGCUCCUUAGUGGCUGUUCUCUAUGGCGAGCUGGGAACGCAAUGUUUCAGCCAUUUCCACGCUCUGCUCAAGACCCAGGCCGUCAAAGGGGGCAUAGACUACGUUAUUAGGCAUUACCACCAAGGGAAAUCUGAGCCAAGGCUGCGCCUCUCAGGCUAUGGGGUCGAGCUGCAAAUGAAAUCGACGGAGUACAAAUCGCAAGAUGACAGCGAAGUCCAAGACAGUGAAGGCUCAGCCGAAGCUUCGCAGGAAGAUGAAGAACUGGAAAUCGAUGGCUUCGACUUUGCGAAACUAAAGCAACUGUUUCCGGAUCUCAGGAACAAUCUGGACAAGUUCAAGCAGCAUCUAGAAGACUCGUCAAAUGAACUGGCUGCAUUGAAAGUGUGGGAGUUUCAAGAACUGAGCCUCCAGGCAGCUGAGCGAAUUAUGAACGCCCCUAAGGAUGAGGCCCUCAAAGUGUUUACUAACAUUGCACAGAAUUUUCCUAUGCAAGCAAAAGCUCUAGUAAAAACUGUCGUCAACCCUGACCUGAAAAUGGAGAUGAAAAUCAAUGCCGAUAUCUUCGGCUCGACCCUCAAUCUCCAGCCCUCCGAUACCGCCCUGUUUAUCAACGGCAUGUUCUACGAUAUCGAUGUGAUCGACAUUUACUCAAUCUUAGACAUUUUGAGGCAGGAACUGAAGACCAUGGAAGGAUUGCAUGCUUUGGGUCUGAGCAAUGGGAAGCUGCGUGCUGUUCUUCACUUGGAUUUCAGCGAAAGUAGCGGCUCGCCGGAGUUUGCCAUCGAUAUCCGCGAUUCUGCUAUCAACUGGCUCAAUGACAUCGAGCAGGACACGAAGUUCCGCUACUGGGCAACCAGCCUGAUGGACCUGCUGCGCCCAACUUUCCCUGGCAUGCUCAGACAGAUUCGAAAAAACUUGUACAAUCUGGUGCUGAUAAUCGACCCAACCGACACCAGCCUACGGCCGCUGCUAAAAAUCGUCGAAUCCUUCGUUGUGCAUGCGACGCCCAUUCGAACUGGACUGGUAUUCAGAGUGAAUUCUUCCAAGUCUGUGUCAGGACUUGAUGAUGCCGGCGUUGCAAUGCUGUGCGCCUUCAAUUACGUGCAACAAUCCAAAGGCCCCAUAGCGGCUUUCAGCUUCUUGCGAAGCAUGCUCGGCUCGACAGAACGACCACAGGUCUCAGUGGAGGACGUUAAGAGAGAGCUGAGCGCUCAGUUCAGCGAAGACCCCGCCGAUAUUUUGGACGAGGAUUCCGAUUACAUUUUCGGCAGGCAGUUGUCCAGCGAUUUCAUCGACAGGACCGGCUUAAACCUAUUUCCGCAGGCUCUACUGAACGGGAUUCCGCUGCCGCAAGCAAAGAUUACCGCUGAGGACUUUGAAGAGGUGGUGCUUCAAGAAGUGAUGUCCCAAACCGUUAAUUUCCAAAAAGCUGUAUACAAAGGUAAACUGACCGAUAGCAUGGAAGUUAUUGAUUACCUCAUGGACCAGCCCAACGUGAUGCCCCGGCUAAAUGACCGGGUUUUAAACCGGGAGCGAUCCUUCUACUUGGACAUGUCGGGUAAAGCUACCAGCACCCACAAACUAGAGGAACUGCUCCAGUUGAGCCGCCAAGACAUGACCGCUACCGCAAUCGACAACUUGCGGUACUUCACAGUACCCAAAAGGGGCAACCAAUACCGUUCGUUAACUUACUGGGUUGUGGGGGAUUUGGAUUGUCCGAAAGGACGGAAACUGCUGCUGGACGCCUUAGAGCACUUGAAAUCCGAAAGCGACAUCAGAGUCAGCUUCCUGCCGAACGUGAAUGGCAACAAGGCAAACAUCUUCAACAAAGUGGUGUUGGCGGCUCUGGAGACGUUGUCUUCUGGAGCGGCGCUUUCCUUAGUUUUGUCGCUUCUGCGGUCCGAGGACACGCCGGAACAGCUACAAAGCGGACACAAAUUGAACAUUCCGUCGGAGGUUUGGUCGAAAGUGUCCGCUCAGGAGCUGAAUUUGAAGAUGUUGCGCGUCUACUCGCAGAGAGUGCUCGAUUUGAAAGAGGAGCAAAGAGCCAUCGUGGCUAAUGGACGCGUCUUAGGGCCUCUGGAUGAUGGCGAACUGUUCACGAACGAGGACUUUUCGCUUUUGGAGCGAUUUACUAGUGCAAGCUAUUUGGAUAAAAUCAGCAAGGCCUUUGAAGGCACAUUAGACGAGGACGAUGACGAUAAACCGAUUACCAGCGACACCAUUCUGAAACUGGAGCCUCUACUGCUGUCGAAAACUGCCAGCAAAUCGCGCUUUGACAUCACCUACGGCUCCGAUGAAUAUUCGGCUGUGAAAAUUCCAGCCCGCCGUCCAGACUUAGUCGCCUUUGAUCUGGUCGCGGUCGUCGACCCCGUCUCAAGAGGCGCUCAGAAACUUGGGCCCAUUUUGCAGGUGUUGCAUGAGUUGCUCAACUGUAACAUCAAACUGUUCUUGAAUAGUGUGGAAAAGAACAGCGAUAUGCCGGUUAAAAGCUUCUACCGCUUCGUUCUGGAGCCGGAAAUUCAAUUUUCUGAGGACGGAAAGCAACUUCCGGGACCCAUCGCCCGAUUCAACAACAUGCCAACCUCCCCUCUGUUGACUCAAAACUACCACGUGCCGGAAAACUGGCUGGUCGAAGUGGUUCGCUCGGUCUACGAUCUGGAUAACAUCCGUUUGGAGAAUGUGGAAAGCAACGUGCACAGCGAGUACGAGCUGGAGUAUUUGCUGCUGGAGGGGCACUGCUUCGAGCAGAGCUCUGGAAGCCCCCCCAGAGGGCUGCAAAUCACCUUGGGGACUGUGCGCGAGCCCGUGAUUGUCGACACCAUCGUAAUGGCCAAUUUGGGCUAUUUCCAGUUGAAAGCCAACCCUGGCAGCUGGCUGCUUAAGCUGCGCCAGGGCCGGAGUGCUGAUAUUUACGAUAUCGUCAGUCAUGAUGGGCAUGACAUGCCCCCAAACUCCACAGACAUCAAGGUGUUGAUUAGCCAGCUGCGCUCCAAUAUCGUCAAGCUAAGAGUGCAGAAAAAGCCCGAUAAAUUCCACAUGGAUUUGCUGUCUGAUGACGAUGAACAUGGAGGAAUUUGGAAUUCCAUCACCAGUUCAUUCGCUUCGAAAGAAGAGGAAAGUGAGGAAAAAUUGAACAUCUUCUCCGUGGCAUCGGGACACUUGUACGAGCGAUUCCUCAAAAUCAUGAUGCUCUCGGUGCUCAAACAGACCAAAACGCCUGUCAAGUUUUGGUUCCUCAAGAACUAUUUGUCGCCUCAGAUUAAGGACUUUUUGCCCUACAUGGCCAAAGAAUACGGGUUCGAGUACGAGCUGGUUCAGUACAAAUGGCCCAGAUGGCUGACGCCCCAAACUGAAAAACAGCGCAUCAUUUGGGGCUACAAAAUUCUUUUCCUAGACGUUCUCUUUCCGCUGGAUGUGAAGAAAAUUAUCUUUGUCGACGCCGACCAAGUCGUCAGAACCGACCUGAAGGAGCUUCGAGACUUUGAUUUGAAUGGAGCCCCGUAUGGAUACACCCCUUUUUGCGACUCCCGAAGGGAAAUGGAUGGGUUCCGGUUCUGGAAACAGGGAUACUGGCGCAACCAUCUACAAGGAAGGAAAUACCAUAUUUCGGCUCUGUACGUGGUGGAUUUGAAGAAAUUCAGAAGAAUAGCAGCUGGCGACCGACUUCGUGGCCAAUACCAGGCCCUCAGCCAGGACCCCAACAGUUUAUCCAAUCUGGAUCAAGACCUGCCCAAUAACAUGAUCCAUCAGGUGGCUAUCAAAUCACUUCCAGCCGAAUGGUUGUGGUGUGAGACUUGGUGCGACGAUGCGUCCAAAGCCAAAGCGAAAACCAUCGAUUUGUGCAACAAUCCUCUAACCAAAGAAGCCAAGUUGUCGGCUGCCAUGCGAAUCCUGCCGGAAUGGAAAGGUUACGACGACGAAGUCCGGGAGCUGCAGAAGAAAAUCGACUCGGGAGUGUUGGAUGAAGAUCCAGCGGCGGACAGUGGAAGCGCAGGUCGCGUUCCAGAUACGACUGAUAGACACACAGAGCUCUAGGGCUGGUCGAGGUUGGGGUAAUGUAAAUUUCUUAUGUACAGUCCUUGCAAGCUAGAGUAAGUGCUGUAAACUGUCGAUAAGUUGUAAGAUUCACAUUUUGAAACUUAAGCGAUAUUUUUUGAAAAAAUACAUCAAUUCAUUACGUAA
Messenger RNA from Dendroctonus ponderosae (mountain pine beetle), 4884 nucleotides. RefSeq names its product UDP-glucose:glycoprotein glucosyltransferase. Gene Ontology annotation, cellular component: endoplasmic reticulum. NCBI's taxonomy places the organism in Eukaryota, Metazoa, Arthropoda, Insecta, Coleoptera, Curculionidae. The coding region runs from base 166 to 4737 and encodes 1523 amino acids. The transcript is spliced from 23 exons. The record is from RefSeq and is a predicted model, not a curated record. Gene Ontology annotation, molecular function: UDP-glucose:glycoprotein glucosyltransferase activity.